AUGGCUCCAAGGACUAACGGCGUCGGGAUUCGGCCCGAGGAAACCCGCAUCUGCGUGGUGAUGGUUGGGCUUCCAGCUCGCGGGAAAAGUUAUAUUGCCCAAAAAGCUCAGCGAUACCUCAAGUGGCUCUCGAUCCCCGCGGCGACCUUCAAUGUGGGCAAUUACCGGCGCAACGACGCCCCCCAUCCCUCAGCUGACUUCUUCGACACCAACAAUGCCGAAGGCGAGCGCAAGCGACGGGCUGCGGCCGAGGCUGCCGUGGCAGACAUGAUGAAGUGGUUCAAGAGCGGUGGAGUGGUUGGUAUUCUCGAUGCGACAAACAGCACCAAGGAGCGCCGGAAAUGGGUGCUCGACCGAAUCAACCAAGAAGGUGUCGACGUCAUAUUUGUCGAGUCCAAAUGUGACGAAGAGGAGCUCAUCAUGGCCAACAUUCGGGAUGUCAAGACUACUAGUCCGGACUACCAGGGCCAGGACCCAGAGCAAGCCGCGCUCGACUUCCGAAACCGCAUCCGCAACUACGAAAAGGUGUACAAGACCAUCAACGCCGACGGGGACGAGGAUCAUCUGACCUACCUCAAGAUCAUGAACGUGGGACGACAGGUCAUCAUCAACCGCAUCCAGGAUUACCUUCAAAGUCGUAUAGUGUAUUAUCUUAUGAACCUUCACAUCCGGCCCAGAUCAGUCUGGCUCUCUCGGCACGGCGAGUCUAUGCUCAACCUGGAGGGCCGCAUCGGUGGUGAUGCCGAUUUGUCUCACCGCGGUGAAGAAUAUGCGCUCAAGCUCCCCGAGCUGGUUCUCGAAUCUGUAGGUAGCGACCGGCCGUUGACGGUCUGGACAUCGACCCUGAAACGCACCAUUGCGACGGCCCGUCACUUGCCAAAACACUACAACCAAUUACAAUGGAAGGCGCUCGACGAGCUCGACGCUGGUGUCUGCGACGGCAUGACGUACCAGGAGAUCGCCGACAUGUACCCUGAAGAUUUCCAGGCUCGCGACGAAGACAAGUACAACUACCGCUACCGCGGCGGUGAGAGCUACCGGGAUGUAGUGAUCCGCCUCGAGCCCAUCAUCAUGGAACUGGAGCGCAGCGAGGACAUUCUCAUCAUUUCUCACCAAGCCGUCAUUCGUUGCAUCUAUGCCUACUUUAUGCAAAAGACACAAGAAGAAAGCCCCUGGGUACCAGUACCGCUUCACACGCUCAUGAAGCUCACGCCGCGGGCCUACGGCACCGAGGUACAAAUCUACAAGGCUGAAGUCAAGGCCGUCAGCACGUGGCGUGGCAAGGGCAGCACCGCUAAGCACGAGGAUCCCAAGCCGGAGGGUGGCGUAUGA
This is a messenger RNA of Podospora anserina S mat+, 1332 nucleotides long. RefSeq lists its product as uncharacterized. The record is from RefSeq and is a predicted model, not a curated record. Bases 1 to 1332 code for a protein of 443 amino acids. Gene Ontology annotation, molecular function: fructose-2,6-bisphosphate 2-phosphatase activity; ATP binding; 6-phosphofructo-2-kinase activity. The transcript is spliced from 4 exons. Lineage: Eukaryota; Fungi; Ascomycota; Sordariomycetes; Sordariales; Podosporaceae. Gene Ontology annotation, biological process: fructose 2,6-bisphosphate metabolic process; fructose metabolic process. Gene Ontology annotation, cellular component: cytosol.